Messenger RNA from Anastrepha ludens (Mexican fruit fly), 2274 nucleotides. RefSeq names its product lipase member H. Gene Ontology annotation, molecular function: lipase activity. Bases 96 to 1112 code for a protein of 338 amino acids. The record is from RefSeq and is a predicted model, not a curated record. Gene Ontology annotation, biological process: lipid metabolic process. NCBI's taxonomy places the organism in Eukaryota, Metazoa, Arthropoda, Insecta, Diptera, Tephritidae. The transcript is spliced from 6 exons.
ACGAGCGGUCGUAUGAAAAAAUCGGUUCUUGUUUCAGUGUGAAAACGCAGAAAAAAUAUUUUUUUAAAAUAAAUUAAACAAAUAAAAACUUCAAAAUGUUGUCUGUGAAAUUGCUGUUACUUGUUGUUGUAAUGCAAAGCACCGCUUUUCCCGUUCAAGCGACUGCAGUGUUUGGACAUAACAUACAACUCGAUGAACUGAUAUCGAAAGCCAAUAUUUAUUAUCAAAAACCCGUGAAUUCAGGUGUUGGAAGUGAUGAACUCAUCUUGAACGAAGUGCAAGAGCUGCCUUCGAAAGCAGAUGUCAAACUGAUUAUACAUGGAUUUACUAGCAGUCGCUCUCAUUUCUCCAUUACUCCGUUGAGAAAUGCAUAUCUUUCUAAAGGUAAGGACAACGUGCUGCUCGCCGACUGGUCUGAUGCUGCAGCUCUGGAUUAUCCGACCACUCGUAAAGCCGUUGCACAGGUUGCGAAACAUUUUGCCAAGCAAUUGAAAGAUUUUCUAGACAAGCACGAGAUCGCUCCCGCUGACGUGCACAUCAUCGGUCAUAGUUUAGGUGCACACAUUGCCGGCAAUCUUGGUGAUUACUUUAAUGGCAGUCUGGGUCGUGUGACUGGGUUAGACCCGGCUUUGCCACUUUUCACUCCGCUCUCAAGUGAUGGCCUGCACCGCUCAGCUGCGCAAUUUGUCGAUGUAAUACACACCGAUUUUCCCGUAUUUGGCGAUGGCACUCCACGCGGCAACAUCGAUUUUUAUCCAAAUUUUGGAAACACCCCACAACCAGGGUGUGGCGAUAUGGAUGUGCUGUUGAUAGCCAAGCAGUUGAUAUUUGAGCAAUACAGCUGCAGCCAUAAUCGCGCCGUCUUCUUGUAUGCCGAGUCUAUAGGCCAACCAAAGAAUUUUCCGGCAAUCUCCUGUACCCUAAAUGGCAUAAAAGCUUUGAAUGUGAAUGGUUGUCGGAGGAAAAUAAAAACUGGAGCUACGAAUCUUGCGGUGGAUGAAAGUGAAGUGGUGUAUAUGGGAGAGGAAGUGUCGAGAAGUGCGACCGGUUAUUAUUAUCUGCCAACCUAUGAUGCGCCACCUUAUGGCAUGGGCGCAAGUACGAACUUCUGACUGAAGGCAGCGCCAGCAUGAAUGGUGUGCAACUUGGCUAAGUAGAAAAUAUGUGCGCACACAGGAUGAUUAAGAAGCUUAAUAUUCGUAAAUACACUACCCUAAAAGAUUAUUGUUCCUUGAUUUCUUAUUACAUGAGACACCCUGUGGGAAUUCCACAGUACCCGCAGUCUAUACAAGACUAAAGUCCACCACCUUUGUUAAUAUCAACUUUGUCAUCUUUUCAAAUAUGGACAAUUGUUGCCUAAAUUUUUCCUUUCUCAAAUGGAUAUCAUCAAAUUGAUAAGAUCAAAGGCAAAGAAUAAAAAGUAUCGUAUAGAAUAGAUAUAUACAUAUUUCUACCGAUGCACAGUGCGGCCGAUUCCCAAAAAGCUGGCCAAAAGUCGAAAAAAAAAGUUUCUAGAUAAAGUUUUUUUGUCUUUGGGUAGGCUACAGUAAUGCCUUGAGUAGUGAAAACCGUUCAUAGCAACGUCCUGUACCCUAAGUAUCCUCUGUAUUUUCAAUCGCAACGUGGCCUUCGUUUGAGCAUCGUAUUACUGUCGAUGAAUAGUGAAAGUUGUACACAUUUGAAAGAUUUUGUAAUGGAGUAAAUUGAACAAAACCAAAUGGAAUCAUCUUCGGAAGGUUAGUAAAAUACGAGAAAUCUUUAGUACAUACCAAUACCUCGACACAAAAUUUUUAGCUGCAGCAAUACGUAGAUACAUUUUUUGCAAUUUUUUUUAUAAAAUUUGAGUUUUCAAACUGUAUAGUAAUACAACGCCGUCAUAUGCUGCUUUGAAACCUAUUAAAUGUUACUCAAAAAAGUAAUGGUUACUGAAUAAAACAAGAUUCAGCUGCUACCACUUGCUACCUUGCGACCCCGAAAACAUAUAAAUUUACAUGCAUCUUGAUUAUGUUCUUGAAUAUACGUUAUUUCACGUGAGGGGGUGGCCAAUAGGGGUGGAAGGGGGUGGAUUUUCAAAAUUUUAAGAUCAAAUUCGUAAUCAGCGACCCCGACAACCCCCGAGUAAGAAAUUUUGAAUCAAUUAGUUAAUUUUUUGAGUUUUGGCCAGCUUUUCGGGAAUCGGCCGCACUGUGCGAUGGCGGUCAAACGACCGCCUUUGAAAUAAACACUAUAGUCUUUUCCAGUUCAUUGUAAUUAAUACAGAAUUUAGCAUAAACA